AUGAAGUUUGAUUACGAUCUUUUCAUGGAAAUUCUAUGCUUUUUACCUAUUGAAACUCUCUUACGAUUCAGAUGUUUGUCAAAAACAUGUUGCUCCUGCAUUGAUAGCUCAGAAUUCAUCAAUCUCCAUCUUAAUCAAUCUCUCAAAACCAACACCAAUCGCAACCUUAUUAUUCAUGAACUUGAGCCAAAGGGUUCCAUCUAUGCGAUCGAAUUAGACUCAUUAGAAUCAGAUAGAUGUCCUGUGGAGCUUCAUCGUCUCUACAAUCCUCACUUUGAUACUUUUAUGCACGGGCAUGGAAGUGAUGUUUUUGGUUCUUGCAAUGGCUUGCUUGCUAUGUAUAAUAAUGAGGGCAUAGUCUUAUGGAAUCCAGCAACUAGGAAGCAUAAAACUUUGCCUAGAUUUUGGGGUCACUGCUACGGUGACUAUGAAAUGCUGCAUGGAUUUGGCUACGAUGCUCUUAACGAUGACUACAAGUUGAUCAUUAUGAGUCAACACUACAUGGAAAACAAUAUUAGAGUUAUGGUUUACAGUUUGAAAGGUAAUUCAUCGACGAGGGUGGAAGAUCUCCUUGGUUAUUCUAUUAUUCGAACAUACGAUAAGCGUCGAUCUGUGGGUGUUCUUGCUGGUGGGUCACUGCAUUGGGUGGUUAAUCGCAAAGGAGAUGUUACAGAUAGAGUGAUUCUUGCAUUUGGUGUUGGGGAUGAGAAGUUCUGUGAGCUGCCAAAACCUCAAAUGGAAAGUGAAAAUAUUUGCUUAUAUGUGGAGGAAAUUGGAGGAAGACUGGCUAUAUGUCGGCAGUGGCCAUACUGGAUUUAUGAGAUAUGGAUCAUGAAAGAAUAUGGAGUAAUGGAGUCUUGGACUAAAUUAUUUAAUUUCACUAGUUCAACGGCAUGUCGUCAUAACCUAGUCUAUGUGAAAGCUUUAUGUUGUUUAAGAACUAAAACUGGCGAUGAAGUCUUAUUAUUGCAUGAUCAGAAUAGUAAAAAUCUGUUCUUUUUUGGUUUACGUCAGGGAAGAACUGAGAAACUUGCAACUUUUGGACUUCCACAGCAUAAUAUUUAUAGUAGAAUCUCAGCAAAUGUUUGUAUGAGAAGCCUUGCUCCAGUAAAAUUUCAAAGGAAGGAGCUCAAGAGAACAAGAGAGGAAAAGAAAGAAAAGGAACAGAGAAGGCAAAAGCAGAUUUCAUUGAAGUGA
Messenger RNA from Manihot esculenta (cassava), 1197 nucleotides. RefSeq names its product F-box protein CPR1-like. The record is from RefSeq and is a predicted model, not a curated record. The coding region runs from base 1 to 1197 and encodes 398 amino acids. The transcript has a single exon. Gene Ontology annotation, molecular function: protein binding. NCBI's taxonomy places the organism in Eukaryota, Viridiplantae, Streptophyta, Magnoliopsida, Malpighiales, Euphorbiaceae.